GUAUAGGCACCCACGUGGGCUGGGCCUUUAUUGGGUACGGAAGCUGCGGGGGUCCGAGCUUGGCGGAGGCGCCAUGGGGAAGCUGCGCCGGCGGUACAACGUCAGGGGGCGCCAGCAGGCAGGCCCCGGCCCUUCGAAGGGUCCCCCGGAGCCGCCCCCUGUGCGGCUGGAACUGGAGGAGAAAGGCACCUUGAAAGGAGUUGAUGCAAGCAAUGCACUCGUUCUGCCGGGGAAGAAGAAAAAGAAGCCCAAAGCCCCUCCCCUGUCAAAGAAGGAGAAGAAACCUCUGACCAAAAAAGAGAGGAAAGUGCUGCAGAAAAUCUUAGAACAGAAGGAGAAAAAGAGCCAGCGAGCAGAGAUGCUACAGAAAUUGAGUGAAGUCCAGGUUUCAGAAGCCGAGAUGAGACUCUUGUAUACCACGUCCAAGCUGGGCACUGGGGACCGCAUGUACCACACCAAAGAGAAGCCUGAUGAGGUUGCAGCCCAGGGCCCAGAAAGGUUCAGCAGCCUCAGUGGGGCCCAUCGGAAGCGUCAUCGCCAGCCUUCAGUAGAAGAUUCUGAAUCCUCAGGGGAGUCUGAGCCAGAUGAGGUCCCAGCCACUCAGCAGGCUGAGGCUGGUGCAGAGACAACAGCAGCACACUUGCCACCAGCUCCUCUGCAGGCUAGGGAUGAGAGCCCAGCACCCAGUGAUCAUCCUGCAUCAGCUGGGACUUCUGCGCCCGCUCCUCCAGCCACAGCCUCCACCCUGACCAGGCCCCUUGUGAAGCCUGCUGUGUUCAUCCCUGUGAAUCGUUCACCUGAAAUUCAGGAAGAACGGCUGAAGCUCCCAAUUCUCUCUGAAGAGCAAGUGAUUAUGGAGGCUGUGGCUGAGCACCCCGUUGUCAUCGUGUGUGGUGAGACUGGCAGUGGGAAGACCACGCAGGUGCCCCAAUUUCUCUAUGAGGCAGGCUACAGCAGUGACAACAGCAUCAUCGGCGUCACAGAGCCCCGCCGAGUGGCCGCAGUGGCCAUGUCCCAGCGAGUGGCCAAAGAGAUGAACCUGUCACAGCGGGUCGUCUCCUACCAGAUCCGGUAUGAAGGAAAUGUGACUGAAGACACCAGAAUCAAGUUCAUGACAGAUGGUGUGUUGCUCAAAGAAAUCCAGAAGGACUUCCUGCUGCUGAGGUACAAGGUGGUGAUCAUCGACGAAGCCCACGAGAGGAGCGUGUACACGGACAUCCUCAUUGGCCUCCUGUCCCGCAUUGUGUCCCUCCGGGCAAAGAGGCACCUACCACUGAAGCUGCUCAUCAUGUCGGCCACACUGCGGGUGGAGGACUUCACCCAGAACCAGCGGCUCUUUGCUCAGCCUCCACCAGUCAUCAAGGUUGAAUCCAGGCAGUUCCCGGUGACAGUACAUUUUAACAAAAGGACGCCACUGGAAGACUACAGUGGCGAGUGCUUCCGGAAGGUCUGUAAGAUCCACAGGAUGUUGCCUGCAGGUGGCAUCCUGGUGUUUCUGACAGGACAGGCUGAGGUGCAUGCACUGUGUCGCAGGCUUAGGAAGGCCUUCCCACCUUCUAGGGCCUGGCCACAAGAAAAAGAAGAUGAGAAAGACUCAGUAGAAGAAAUGCGGAAGUUUAAGAAGUCUCGGGCAAGGGCCAAGAAGGCGAGGGCUGAGGCAUUGCCCCAGAUCAACUUGGACCAUUACUCUGUGCUGCCAGCGGGCGAAGGUGAUGAGGACCGAGAGGCAGAAAUGGACGAUGAAGAAGGCACCUUGGGUUCUGACCUGGAUCUGGACCUGGGGGAUGACGGGGCAGACGGAGGUGAGCAGCCCAACACCUCUCUCCCCCUCCACGUGCUCCCGCUCUACUCCCUGCUGGCCCCUGAGAAGCAGGCACAGGUCUUCAAGCCUCCCCCAGAGGGGACACGGCUAUGUGUUAUAGCCACCAACGUGGCUGAAACAUCCCUGACCAUCCCCGGUAUCAAGUAUGUGGUAGACUGUGGGAAGGUCAAGAAGCGCUACUAUGACCGCGUCACUGGUGUGUCCUCCUUCCGUGUCACUUGGGUCUCCCAGGCAUCAGCUGACCAGCGGGCAGGUCGGGCAGGCCGGACAGAGCCCGGCCAUUGCUACAGGCUGUAUUCCUCUGCAGUGUUUGGUGACUUUGAGCAGUUUCCUCCUCCAGAAAUCACCCGGAGGCCUGUUGAGGACUUAAUCCUUCAAAUGAAAGCUCUCAACAUUGAGAAGGUCAUCAACUUCCCCUUCCCGACGCCUCCAUCUGUGGAAGCCCUCAUUGCUGCCGAGGAGCUGCUGAUCGCGCUGGGUGCCCUAGAGGCGCCCCAGGAAGCAGAGAGGGUGAAGCAGCUGCAGAGUCCUCGGCUGAGCUGCCCCAUCACUGCACUGGGCAGGACCAUGGCUGCCUUCCCUGUGGCACCCCGCUAUGCCAAGAUGUUGGCCCUGAGCCGGCAACAUGGCUGCUUGCCCUACGCCAUCAUCAUUGUGGCCGCCAUGACAGUCCGGGAGCUGUUUGAGGAACUAGACAGACCAGCUGCCAGUGAGGAGGAGCUCACCAAGCUGAAGAGCAAGCGGGCCCGGGUAGCCCAGAAGAAGAAGGCCUGGGCAGGGCAAGGGGCCUCUCUGAAGCUCGGUGACCUCAUGGUGCUGCUGGGUGCUGUGGGAGCCUGUGAGUACACUGGUUGCACACCCCAGUUCUGUGAAACCAAUGGGCUGCGGUUCAAGGCCAUGAUGGAGACACGACGGCUCCGGGGCCAGCUAACCACUGCAGUCAACUCCGUGUGCCCUGAAGCUGAGCUUUUCAUGGAUCCCAAGAUGCAGCCACCCACUGAGAGCCAGGUGACUUACCUGCGACAGAUCGUGACAGCUGGUCUGGGCGACCACCUGGCCCGCAGGGUCCAGAGCGAGGAGCUGCUGGACAACAAGUGGAGGAACGCCUACAAGACCCCUCUCCUGGAUGACCCUGUCUUCAUUCACCCUGCUUCCGUCCUCUUCAAAGAGCUUCCCGAGUUUGUGGUCUACCAGGAAAUCGUGGAAACCACUAAGAUGUACAUGAAAGGUGUCUGUGCCGUGGAGGUACAUUGGAUCCCUGCCCUGCUGCCUUCUUACUGCCACUUUGACAAGCCCCUGGAGGAGCCAGCUCCCACCUACUGCCCUGAGACAGGCCGAGUGCUGUGCCACCGGACCAGCACGUUCUAUCGGGUUGGCUGGCCAUUCCCUGCUGUCGAGGUGGAUUUUCCAAAAGGAAUUGACUGCUACAAGCACUUCGCCCGAUUUCUGCUGGAAGGGCAGGUCUUCCGUAAGCUGGCCUCACACCAAAGCUGCCUGCUGUCCAGCCCCAGCACGAUGCUGAAGACCUGGGCCAGGCUGCAGCCCCGGACGGAGAGCCUCCUGAGAGCCCUCGUGGCAGAGAAGGCAGACUGCCGUGACGCCCUGCUGGCUGCCUGGAAGAAAAACCCCAAAUACCUGCUGGCCGAGUACUGUGAGUGGCUUCCACAGGCCAUGCACCCCAGUGUUGAGAAAGCCUGGCCUCCCACCUGAACCCCUGACCGACACCUGGCCGCAGGGCUGAGGACUGGUUUGGGCUCCUGCCCUGGCCCCGUGCCUGCUCCCGGGAUGCAGGCCAAGCCCCUAGAGCUCUCUUGCAUCUCAAUCUGAUUCUGGACAAAGCUUGUUGCCACCUUGUGUCAUCUAACCAAAUGUGGCUUUUUUAUAACUAUUUAUUACAUGAUGGGUAAUGGUUUUAUCUCAUGUGCUUGACCCCUGCUUUACACAUGCCCUUUGGACUACAUUAUUCCCUCAAGGAGCAGCAGAGCUGGACGUCUGCAGGCCCACCCCUGUUUCCCUUCCAUAAGGCAAGAGUAUCCCCCCUGUGUUUCUUCCUUCCCUCAGCAGAGAGGCCUCUAGUGGUGCCUGGCCUCCCAGUUGUCCCAGACAUCAGUGAGCCUCAGAGUUCUGCUCCAACCGUAGAAAGCUGACCAGGGCCCUCCCAGCUCCACACCUUCCUGAAAAAUUGGCUGCCAGCACCUUUCCUGUGUCAUGGCUGCAAGGAAUGGGUAUCAUGCCCCAGGUGAUCUCUCGGACAGCAGAAAGAGGAGCUGACCUUGUCCAUCCAUGUCACCUCCCCAUGAUGCAGAGGGUGGGCCUGCCACCAGACCAGAGACACAUGAGUGUUCUGUCUGCCCUGAAUGGGGACCCCAGACCCCUCACUUUCCCUCCUUUCCAUGGCAGAGGUGGAGUCAACAAGGGCUGGGGUAGGUACCUGAGCAAGGAAGCAGAAUAGGGGAGCUCCAGGCAGGACCAAGGAGUCAGGAGGCCCCUGCCCCUCCAUCUUCCAUAGUGAGGGGCCUGGACAUCUCCCCAAGCCAAGCUGUGGUCAGGAUGGAUUCCACUCUGGCAUUCUUCUGCAGCUUCAGUGAAGACAACUAUAAAAUAAAAAUGUUCCCUGCAUCCACAUGAUUUUGUAGGGUGGACUCAGGGAAAGAUACCCCAGGUGAACAGUGUCCCAUGUCCUAGGUCUUGGCCUGGAAGCCUCACUUGCCUUCUCAACACUGAAGGAACCUCACCUGUGCAGGUUCCCUCUUCUACCUGUCCAAUGGGGGAAGUACCCCUGACCCUCCUUUCACAGCCUCCCUGUGCUCUGAGCCCAUCCUGCAGCUACAGAGGCAGGGCCCAAGAAGCCUGAAGAGAUAUUUUGCUUGACCUGCCAGUAACUGAGGAAAACUUUACCUGGCAAUCAUGUGGAACUGGGAUGUUACCCACUCAAGUCAUUCUGCUCUCCAGCUUUCCUAGAUCUCCCACUGCACAAGUGUGGGCAGUUCUGAGAAGAGAGAGGAAGCCAUUCUCUCCUCCCCUGCUGCCCAGGUGUCUAGUGACGUUCCUGCCCCCAUCCCAGUCUGAGGCCACAACAGAGGAUCUACAACUAUGACUAGGUGAUUUUUUUUAAAAAGAAUGGUUUUGCCAGACAGAGGCUCAUGCCUGU
Messenger RNA from Otolemur garnettii (small-eared galago), 4973 nucleotides. It is a transcript of the gene DHX37, whose product is annotated as DEAH-box helicase 37. The coding region runs from base 74 to 3532 and encodes 1152 amino acids. The transcript is spliced from 27 exons. Gene Ontology annotation, biological process: maturation of SSU-rRNA from tricistronic rRNA transcript (SSU-rRNA, 5.8S rRNA, LSU-rRNA). The record is from RefSeq and is a predicted model, not a curated record. Gene Ontology annotation, cellular component: nucleolus; intracellular anatomical structure. Gene Ontology annotation, molecular function: ATP binding; RNA binding. Lineage: Eukaryota; Metazoa; Chordata; Mammalia; Primates; Galagidae.